This is a messenger RNA of Cucumis melo (muskmelon), 767 nucleotides long. RefSeq lists its product as uncharacterized. NCBI's taxonomy places the organism in Eukaryota, Viridiplantae, Streptophyta, Magnoliopsida, Cucurbitales, Cucurbitaceae. The record is from RefSeq and is a predicted model, not a curated record. Bases 433 to 648 code for a protein of 71 amino acids. The transcript has a single exon.
AAAAGAAAUUAAUCAACCAAAUAAUAUUAAGAAAAGCUGCAAAAAGAUGAUUCUUGAGGCAGCCAUGAGGAUGAAAUCAUGGAGCAAAGAGGAGGAAUAACAAGUUAAAAAGACAAUCAAUUAAAGCAUUUAUAUAUCCAGCUGUUAUUUGAAUGGUUGUCUCUUUCUGAAAAAGUGACCGUUGAAGCUUCAACGUUAAGCUGACCGUUGAUGGAAUUUCGAGGAUAUAUAUAUAUAUAUAUCAAACCUUACUUUUCUCUUCUUCAUAGAAUCUCAAGGCUUCAAACACACAAAAUUAAAAAAAGAAAUCCUUCAAGAAUAAGCCUAGUUCCUUCUUCUUCGUCCCCUUUUUUUCUGUAUAUAUAAUCUCAUCUCACACAUAUUCUUCCUUCCAUUCAACUCUCUCCUCUCUCUCUUUGCUUGUGAUCAGAGAUGGGUUUGGUGGUGGUGAUCUCUCUACCAUUAAUUUUCUUCUGCUUGUUGCUUGGUUUCGGAUGUUACUUUCUAGGUCGAGCAAAAGGGAGACAAGACAUACGGACUAAUGCGCAGAUAUUCGGUGUUCCCACGCCACCACCUGGUAGUGGUGCAGCUCAUUCGCCAUCGUCACAGCAGCCGGUUUUCAAACCUGAAAAUACCACCAAUGUUUGAUUAGUAGUCAGAUCUAAGUUCAAUUCUUCACUGUACUACUGUUUGUGACUUUGUGUAUGUAAAUUCUGUGCUAUGAGUUUAAACUUCAAUACUCUAUGGGUGAAUCAUUUUUCCAGUUA